Magnolia sinica is the source of this 2865-nucleotide messenger RNA. RefSeq names its product putative disease resistance RPP13-like protein 1. Gene Ontology annotation, biological process: defense response to other organism. Gene Ontology annotation, molecular function: ADP binding. The transcript has a single exon. Lineage: Eukaryota; Viridiplantae; Streptophyta; Magnoliopsida; Magnoliales; Magnoliaceae. The record is from RefSeq and is a predicted model, not a curated record. The coding region runs from base 1 to 2865 and encodes 954 amino acids.
AUGGCGACUGCGCUUGUUUCAAUGGUUAUGAACAAACUUCGAGAAGAGGUUUAUUUGGUUGGUGAUGCCAAAGAAGAACUUAUAAAGUUAUCUUCUACAUUGGAAUCCAUUCAAGCAGUUCUUAAUGAUGCUGAGAUUAUGCAAUUUCACAACCCAAGUAUUCAAGUUUGGUUAAAAAAACUCAAAGAUGUGGCUUACGAUGCGGAGGACUUGCUAGAUGAGAUGAUUCCAUCGCCAGAAUCUGAAUCAGAGACCAACGACGGUGACGAUCGACUCAUGGGAAACCAGCCGUGGAAGUGCUUACGUUCACUAUUUUCGUGUUGCGGUCUAGAAGAUUGGAUAAAGUUGGUCCAUGAUUCAUGGACCGACGGUACUCAUAAUCGCAGCAUCGGAGAUAAGGUGCGGACAUUUGUCAGUAAAGUCGAAUCACAACGCGAUUUUGCUCGUCAGAUAAAACAAGUAAGGGCGAAGCUGGAUCAGAUUGCAGCUGACACAAGUAAGUUCAGUUUUAAGGAGAUUCACAGUUUCCGUGGAGGUAGUCAGCUUCACAAGGCCGAGUUUCAAACGAGUUCGCUAGUAGACGAAUCACAGAUGCUUGGAAGGGACGAAGAGAAAGAUAUCAUAAUAAGCAAGUUGGUCAGCGGGAGCAGUUCUGAGGAGGGACGGAUUCAUGUCAUUUCGAUAGUAGGCGUUGGCGGGUUGGGCAAGACGACUCUUGCUCGAUUGAUCUACAAUGAUGAAAAGGUGAGGAGCCAUUUCCAUAAGGUUCUAUGGGUUUGUGUUUCUGAUGAUUUUAAUGUAACAAAUCUUACAAAAGAAAUUAUAAAAGCAGCUGGAGGGACAAGUCGGCCGCAUUCUCUGCUAGACUCAUUGCAAAAUCAGCUUAUCCAAACAUUCCAAGGAAAACGGUUCUUGCUUGUCCUUGAUGAUGUGUGGAACGAUGAUAGUGAAAGGUGGGAGAAACUGCGGCUUUCCUUCCAAAGCGGUGCUCAUGGAAGUAAAAUUUUGGUCACCACCCGCAGCAUGAAGGUUGCAAAUACAUGCAUGCCCUCCGCCUACAUGCAUGAAUUAAAAGGUUUAUCCUAUUCUGAUUGCUGGUUACUGUUCAGUAGAAUAGCUUUCGCUGGGAGGAAAGAGGAAGAUUGCCCGGCGUUGGAAAAGAUUGGAAGAGAGAUAGCGAAGAAGUGUAAAGGAGUGCCUCUUUCAGUAAAGGUAAUUGGAAGCGUCAUGCGUUCCAAGAGGACGGCACAAGAUUGGCAGGACAUCUUGGAAAGUGAAACAUGGGAAAUACGGGGCAUCGCAAAAGGUAUCUUACCGGCUUUGUUGCUGAGCCAUGAAAAUUUGCCUGUCCAUUUGAAGCCGUGUUUUGCAUAUUGCUCAGUAUUUCCGAAAGAUUAUGUGAUGGAGAAGGAUAAAUUAGUCAAGUUGUGGUUAGCUCAGGGUUUCAUCAAGCCCCAGGGAAGAAGAGAGAUGGAAGCAAUUGGCGGAGAGUACUUUGAUGAUCUACUGGCGCGGUCUUUGUUUCAAAAAGUGGUGAUUGGAUAUGAAGAUGAAGAAGAAGUCAUCGGAUGUACAAUACAUGAUCUAUGUCACGAUCUCGCCCAAUUCAUUGCAAAGAAUGAAUAUUGCAUCUUUGAGAAUGGAAUGUCGGACUCCAGCUCUGCUACGGCUCGUCAUUCAUCUUUUAUUGUCAACUGGGAAACGUCCGAAAUUCCUGCCCCUCUAUGUAAUGCAAAAAAAUUGCGAACACUCCUCCAAAUUGGAGAAUCAAAAAUUGAUUCCAUCCCUGAUCAUUUAUUCCAAUGCGCUAGGUCCCUUAGGGCAUUGUAUCUCCACACCAGAAUUAAAGAAUUGCCAAGCUCAAUUGGGUUGCUGAAGCAUUUACGGUAUCUUGACAUGUCUUAUUCAGAUGUAGUUGAGUUGCCGGAAUCAGUGACUUGUCUCCACAAUUUGCAGACCUUGAAGUUGAAUUGCUGUAGUGAACUCCAGAGACUGCCGAGUGGGAUGAGUGCAAUGGUCCACUUGAGACAUCUGGAAUUCAAUCACACACGGUCACUAAAGUACUUACCGAAAGGGUUGGGGAGAAUAAGUUCCCUUCGAACGUUGAGUAGGUUUAUCGUGGGAGGUGAUGGAGGAUGUAAGAUUGGAGAGCUGAAGCAACUUGACUCUCUCCAAGGAAAGCUACUAAUAGAACACUUGGAGAGAGUGACGAGCGUGGAUGAGGCUAAGGAAGCACAACUGGAGAACAAGUUACAACUUCGCGUAUUGUCUCUAGCUAUGUCACCAGAUGAUGCUCUUGAAAUGUCAGGAAAUGGUGAUGUGGAGAGGAUGGAAAAUGUAGUUGAAGCCCUCCAGCGGCCACUUGCUAACCUAGAAGAGCUGGAAAUUUGGGGAUACAUUGGUUACAAGUUCCCAACCUGGAUAGGAGAUUAUUCAUCUUUCUCAAAAUUAGUCAAGUUGAAAUUAAUAGAUUGCAAUAAGUGUACACAGUUGCCUGGGCUAGGGAGACUACCUUCACUUAAAUACCUUCAAAUAGCAGCAGGUCUUGUAAAACGGGUGGGAAGUGAGUUUUACGGGAAUAGCAGUGGUGGGGACAUAAACGCAGUGGCAUUCCCGAAGCUGGAAGAGCUCGAGUUCCGUAACAUGUAUGAAUUGGAGGAGUGGGAGUUGAGAUUAGAAGAUAAAGAGAUAAUGCCAUCUCUACACUCACUAACAAUCAGAAAAUGCCCAAAAUUGAAAGCACUGCCGACACACCUCCCGAAAAGUCUAAUGUCCCUCCACAUCUAUGAAAUGACGGGUCUCCCCUAUGGAUGGAAACAAUUGGAGUCACUAAAGACUCUUACUAUCAGCAGUUGCUCUAAUUGA